Messenger RNA from Orbicella faveolata, 5520 nucleotides. RefSeq names its product NACHT domain- and WD repeat-containing protein 1-like. Gene Ontology annotation, molecular function: protein binding. NCBI's taxonomy places the organism in Eukaryota, Metazoa, Cnidaria, Anthozoa, Scleractinia, Merulinidae. The record is from RefSeq and is a predicted model, not a curated record.
UAACAAAAUGGCCGCCACUUCCCUGCGUUUUCGAAGUGUCUGUGAAGAAGAUUUAGAUAAUUUACUAGUCAAGACGUUGAUUUAUACUAAACAAUUAGAUUAUUCGCUCUCGAUUUCUAUGCGUGAUAAUUAACUCGGGCUGCGCCUUCCUCAACUCUCACGCGAUAGAAAUCUAGAGCUCAUAAUCUAAUUGUUUACGCGUAAUGAGUAAACAGAUGUAACUUUUACUUUGCGCGAAAUCCAUCUAGUGUUUCUAAAUUGGUUUCUAGCUUUGUUUUGACUCAUUCCAACCUUCGCUAGUUCACGAGAGUCGCUUAUUUCCGGUCAACUUUGUUGUGGCCAGUCAUUGAUCUUACAUUUUGUUUCGUGACAGGGUCACAUGACGGUGUUGUCAAAGUCUGGGACAUCAGAGACGGUUCGUUAUUGCUGACCGUGCCUGAAGCUGGGCAAGAGAUUGGCAAGGUCGCGUGCUGUUGUGACGAUGGCAUCAUCGUGGUUUCCUCUAAGACUGGAAUAGCUGUGAUCUCGUUUGAAACCGGUGAAAUUCUUCAUAGAGUGGAAACCAAGUAUUUUGAGAGCUUUCCUCCACUCACAAUUGCUGGCGAAAACGGAACUAAAGUUGUCUUCUUCAAAGAGAAGGGUUUGCAUGUCAUCCUAACGUCUACGGGCAAAUUUUUGCACCAAUUUUCAAGCAUCAACCCCGUCGGCAAUGCGGGACAGAACAGUUUGCUCACCUCCUGGAAUGACAUCGUACUCUGUAACUCAAAACAAAACGAAAACUCCUUGAAAGUGAUUGAUGCCCACGACUUCAAAAUCCUCCAUUCAAUCACGGUGUUCGAUGAGAAAGACGAAGAAAAUCUACUACACCUCACUCAGAUAGCGAUGAAAUCCGAAAACGAGGUUCUAGUUGCCAAGAAGAUGAAAGUUGAUCUGUUCUCGGUCGAUAAAGGGGAAUUGUUACGAACGUACAAGUGCAAAAUCGAUGACUGGGUUAGAAACGCGUCGCUGGACCCCACACAAAAUAUGUUGGUUUUUCCUAAACACGAUAAAGUCGCUCUAAUUGAUCUCGAAAGCGGCGAGAGAAGGGAUGUUUUACCACACCCAAAUUACGUCUCCAGGAUUUUUUCGGUGGGCUGUGAUGGGAUUCUCACUUCCGGAGGUGACAACGUUGUAAGAGUCUGGGACCUAACUCGAGAGGAUGUUCGUAGACAGGUCGAAAAGCCUGAGACUUUAUUAAACAUUUAUUCCAUUCCCGGCGACUCCAGACACUUGGUAACAGUCGGCCGAUUGGGGAUUGAUAAUUUUUGCGUGACUAUUUGGGAUUUGCCUACGGUGUUACCAGUGCGCAAAGUCACUGGUAUUACAACAAGCUACCUUCAGAUCAUCAAUGACAGAAGAGUUGCUAUCCGUGUCAACAAUAGCGUGGCGAUCGUGGAUUUGUGCACGUGGAAGGUUGUGACGGUUCUAAAAGGAAAAAUCUCUGCGGAUGAUCUGUUGGGCGUGGAAGACAUCUGUGUUGUGAACGACAGAACAGAGAUUCUUACUUACUCGCACGAUCGCAAGAAUUUGACGCUCUAUGACAUCGAAACAGGCGACCAAGUCGCCGUGUUAAAAUCGGGCACAUCCCAACAUGACAUUCGUUCCUUCCUCGUAAACUCAGAAGGAACGGUUGCUGUGUGGAACGUGGCCCGGCCAUGUGACCAGUUGCAGGUGUGGGACCUGGAAACGAGAAAGCAAAUUUUUGUGAUCCAGAGGGAGGGGUGUGAGAGGUUGACCAAGACUCAUGCGGGCUUUACGCCGGAUGGCCAGUAUUUCGUAUCGUGUGCUAAAAAGACUAACAAAACUGACUCUAUCCAAUUCUCAGCGGUGUGGGAUGUACAGAGAAAGAUGCUGGCGCACGACUUGCGGUAUACAGAUGAUACAGACACCAUUGCUGUGAAAGUUAUGGACAACACCCGUGCGGUGACUGCGCACAAGGACUUGAACAUCGUCUGCUGGGACAUUGAACAAGGGACCCUUCUUCAUAUCCUUCCCAGCAGCCAUUUCAGUAACCUGCGCAUUGACGUCAUCGCCUCAAAAGGGGACAUAGUGGUUUCCUAUGACGAGAAGACGCUGAUCAUGUGGGAUAUGAGAGCGGGCGUGCAAAAAGCCUCUUUCACGGCAGACAAGGUGACAGCUGUUCAUCCCGUGGGGGAGGGUCAGUGUAUUGCUCUUGGCUAUGAAAGUGCUUUGCCCUUAGUACUUCUUACUCUCCAGGGAGGGGACAUUAAGCCGUACGAAUUCCCUACCGAGGGUACAAAGGCCAUGGCUGGAACAGAUGUGAAGAUAGAGUUUGAGGGCAUCAAAUGUGCGCCAGUCGAAGAUGAUAACGAAGUUAGAAACGACAGCUAUGGCAAAGUAUAAGAGCAAAACGGACAAGACACGGCUGAAUAAAGGCUGCUUUGUCAAAUAAGUCUCCAGCGUCUGGCAGUGGAGCUCACAUGGCCAGCCAAAGGAGGCCGCUGAUUUGUUAAUCAAGUUCAUAGCGUCACGUGACCUUGACUGGCUAAAGGCUGGACUCCAUGUGAACUGGUUUGUCAUGGAAGGCGGAUGUUAUAUCAAAUAAUUGACCAGUGGGAACUAGUCACACAAGUUGAUAGCGUUGCGUGACUUUGAGCAGCCGACGGGGACCGCUAUCGUCAUCAGGUUUUGAACUGUCUGCGUGGCUGGCUGAAGCCUGGACUCCAUGUGAACUGGUUUGUCACGGAAGACGACCAGCUGAAAGUAAAGUGGCUGUUAUAUCAAAUAUUUGCCUAGUCACGCAAGCUGGUAGCGUUGCGUGACUUUGACCAAUGAGGAGAGCUUGCGGUGUUUAACGCAAUCACCGGUCUCUAGCUUUGCGUGCAGGGUGAAACGAACUUUUUAGAUAAAUAUUGAGAAAAUAAAUUUGGAAAAAAAGUUGUAAAGCAUGCCGUAAUUCAUGUUUGCAUCGUUGGUGGCAUAGCGGCAUUGAUAUAAAUAUUUAUUUUUUUAUUCUGAAAAAGGAAAUGUUGAUUUCUCAAUUUCCUAUGUUUAUUACUUGUUUUGUUUUAUAUUCGUAAAGGAUUUUUGAAAGCAUUAGAUUAUGAACGGAACUCUCUUCGAAGUAAAAUUGGCGCCUUUUUGAUGAAGUUCCGGUUGCUAAUUCGUAUGUAAUUUCUAGGCAUGUCGCCAUAUCUUUCAGAUUUGCGGUUUUGCAGUCUUAGAUAAUCUUGAUUAACAUUGAACUUAUAUUUAGAAAAGUCACCGAUUGCAGUAAUUGCAAGUUUGUAGAAAUAAGACACUGAAAUGAGUCCAUAUUUUCAACAAAACAAACACUGACCAUACGUUAUGUUUAGCUGGUUCUCUAAAUUGAAUGCAUUUUAUUUGGUUAAUCUAGAUUUGCAAAAAAAUAAACACUGGAAAAUUUAUCAGAAAGGAAAUGUAUUUAAAUAUUAGCAGUUCUAUCAUUUAACGCAGAAAAAAAAUUCUGCGAAAUUUUACGCGGCGCGUUUGUUCUAGGUCUUUGCGAAAUGUCAACCACGCGAAAAUACUCCGGUAACAGGGAUUGCGAGGCGACUCUUUUUAUAAAAUAUUCUCGAUCAUAUGAUACACCCGUACAGGUUUUCCGAUUUUAACAAUAUGGUUGCUUUCCGUGAAAACGUAGUUGAUCGGCGCUUCGAAAACUUGCAUAGCAGUUCGAGAUGGUUUUGAAUUUUCUUAGCAAACUUCCCAGGUAGGUUUUUCAGAGCAAUAAUAAAUAUUUUUUUUAGGACUCAGCAUUGUUAUUCAAAUCCAGAAACUUCGCCUUCUCCUAAACAAGGCAUAACCUCAGAUUCAGGUUAAGGCUGAAAAUGGGCGAGUGUUCAUUUGACAAACAGAUGUAUUUCUAUGUAUAUAAUUUUCUCGAAAUGUCAUGUUGCUUUCUAUCUCAUUUCUUAAUUAGCCAAGUAGUUCAGAAAGGCUGUGUUGCACUGACUGUAGGGGGAGAGAAUUUCGGGCAAUUUUUUAGUUUCUGUCAGAAAUUGCCUUUCAUCCACGUUGGAGUCUUGGAUAGCUUUGUAAUGCAAAUGAGAAAAGUUAAUCGAGAAAAGGGCUAUUUAAAUAGUCUCUCAUAUACGGCCGGCAAACACAGCUUGCUUGCUUUCACUGUUUCCUUAUUCGUUUAUUUAUUUAUUUUGCCUUUUUCUUUCUAAUUCUUUCUUCCUUUCUUUCUUUCUUUCUUUUUCUCCCUGUUUUUGAAGCAUGCAACAUUUGCAAACUAGGGAACUCUGUAAGGAUAGUCCUAAACCAUCUCACAUUGCCGUGCUGGUUUUGCCGUUGAUCUUUUCGUCGCCUUAUAAAUGAAAGUCGCGCUACCUUUGACCGAAACAUGCGCCUUUCUAUUUUCAUGUUUCGUCUGUGAAAAAAUUACAUUCAAAGCGGCCGAAAAGUGGAAAUUGCAAUAUAAGUAGCAAAGAAAACAAUCUAAAUUAAGCAAGAUUUGCUUGGCGAUUAUUUUUAAGAGGAUAGGAUGCGUUGGCGCCGGUACGAUCUUUUGUUUACCGUGUAUCCUGCACAACGUCUUAUUUGCCCAGGGUCUCUUAAUAAGGGGGUCUAUACAUUGCGGUUGAUUUGUCUUUAGCUGCGCCCUUGAACAGCCGGGUUUUUUAAUUGCUGUGACAGUCCUGUCAAAGACCCAGAGAUGUUGAUGCCGUUAUUAAGGCCAUCUCAGUUUAAUUGUGACAUGUAAACCUCAAAGAUCUUGUUAAUAUCUAAGGAAUGUGAUCAAUGAUUCUAAUCCGGAACUCUGUAAGAUUGCGUGACCAAAAAACCCUUUACACACAGUGUGCAACUGAAAUAGUUUGCAUGCUACCGAGCCGGAAGAGUUAUCUCUUGGCACCAGAAUUCUGUGGUUUCCCCCGUUUCCGAUAUUUUCCUUUCCUUUGACGCAAAAUAAAAAUUGCCAUAAUAUUAGCUACAAAUACAAACCGUAAAAUCAUUAAUUAAAAUCUGAUACUGUGAAAACGGAAAAAUUUUGCCGCAGGGUGAAAUCUUCCUCAGCUGAUAGAGACACUCAUUUCCUUGCUCAGAAAUGACUUCGAUCUUCGAUUCGAUCGUAAGAACAUGCAGAUCGUUAAUAGUUCUUCGAUUUACAGGUUUUCAUUGAGGAAACUCCAGACCUGAUCAAGAAAACUCCGACUAGUGUAAUUUUCACUAGCGGUGGGCUGAUGAUCAUUAAUUAACCUCUUGGCUAAUUGUUGAAUAUGGGUUUUUGAUCUACAGUUGAUUGCUCUUUUCACUGCUUACGCGAUCUAUAUUGUAGUUAGGUAUAUUCUACUGUAAAUUUAGCUAUUUCGAGCUAUCUUUCCACCAACUGAGCGAAACAUUACGCAGUUUGAGCAGACAUGUCUUCGAGAUCUUAGCAUGCUCUGAUACCAAUGAAAUGUUAGUAAAAUUGUGAUCUGUUGCUAACAACGAGCCAAUCGUUCUCCUAUGCUAAAUCUAAAGUAGUUCCUGAUGCAACAAAGUACUCACUCUAAG